AUGAGUUUUUUGCCCCAUCAAUCGACCCCGCAAAAUGCUGCUUUCACAUGUAAUACAUGCGGCGUUCGCUUUGUCGUGGCUGACUUGCAAAGACAACAUAUGAAGACAGACUGGCAUCGCUACAAUCUAAAACGAAGAGUGGCCCUGUUGCCGUCGAUUGCGCUGGACGUUUUUGCGGAAAAGGUAUUGGCGCAACAAAAACAGGCACAGGAGGACGAUAGCAACGACGAGUUUGGGUUUCCGGAGCGCCGCCGUGUAUCACGGGGUGUCCGCCAGCUCACAAAGAAGGACUUGAAGAUGAUGGCUCGAUACGAGGCUGUUCGAGGCCGGGCCAGUGGCCUGGGCUCUGGAGAAACUCGAGAAAGCAGUCCUGCUGUUUCUGUUGCAUCAGAGCUUUCAGCGUUUUCUUUGGGAGAUUCGGAGCACCUUUCGGAAGCAGAAUCAUUUGAAACUGGUUCAGAACUCAACUACUCAGACGUCAGCGAGGAUAGCUGGGCAGGCAGCGAAUCUGAAGGAGACAGUGACGUGGAAAGCAUUGAAAGCGGCGAUUUGGGUAUCGUGUCUUUGCCGAAUUGGAUGUGUUUUUACUGUGGAAAGAACAAUUCCGAGGUGGAAAAUAACAUAAGGCACAUGUCGCAUGUGCACGGCCUCUAUAUCCCAGAAAGAACAUACUUGGUUGAUUUGGACGGCCUACUCACAUUUUUGAAUGAAGUUAUUACUUUGGACCAUGACUGCUUGGUUUGCGGCUUCCAUGGGAAAAGCUUGGAAAGCAUCAGGCUGCAUGUCGCAUCCAAGGGCCAUUGCAAGUUGCCGUAUGAGUCAGCCGAAGAAAAGCUGGUCUUUGCUGAAUUUUACGACUUUACCGAAGAUGAGCCAGCAAAGAAGAGCAGUCUGGCCAAGAAGGUCUCUUUUGCGGCUACUGAUGAUGAAUUGACUCUUCCAUCUGGCUCAAAGGUGUGCCAUCGCUCUCUAGUCAGAGCCAGCAAACCCAAUGUGGUUGCACGUGAAGCUCCAGACUCUUGCAAAACUGUAGCAUUAGUUGACCGCCGCUUUUCGCCGGGCCUCAAUAAUUAUCUUGUGGCUCGACAGGAGCGCGAGACUCAGCGACUCGUUACAAGAGCAGGAAACAGAUACGAACGCAAGAUGAAAUUGAAGAAGGCAAACUACCAGCCACACUUCCGUGACGAGAUUCUUGGAACAUAA
Messenger RNA from Clavispora lusitaniae ATCC 42720, 1203 nucleotides. RefSeq lists its product as uncharacterized. Gene Ontology annotation, biological process: ribosomal large subunit biogenesis. Lineage: Eukaryota; Fungi; Ascomycota; Pichiomycetes; Serinales; Metschnikowiaceae. The record is from RefSeq and is a predicted model, not a curated record. Gene Ontology annotation, cellular component: preribosome, large subunit precursor.